Molecule: messenger RNA, 4520 nt
Organism: Zootermopsis nevadensis
Lineage: Eukaryota; Metazoa; Arthropoda; Insecta; Blattodea; Termopsidae
Source: RefSeq, a predicted model, not a curated record
UAACGGACUCUACUCACAGUGUGAUAUGUCAGUAGCUCUCUUGACAGCACACAGAGUGGGCUGAUGUUGACAUGGAGGUCUUCCGUCUAAUAUUCUUCAUGGCGGCCAUUAUGGAUGUGGCAAUACAUCAAGAAGUAAAUGGUUUCAUACAUUUCAAAAGGGUGAGAACUAGGCGCAGUGAACAUUCCGAAGGAAUACUGGAGCUAUUUAAGAAUACAAAUAAAACAAUGCUUGAAUCAAACAUCCGGAACUUGGAAAAUUCAUCCGGGCCUAUGCCUGAUAGUCCAGUGUUUGAUGACAAAAUGUCCUUCAAUGACAUUACUACCCAGAAUGAAAUAGAAUUUACUGUUGGAGAAAGCUCAGCGGGUAAACUCAUACAGCCUGACAGAGAAAACCCUUUCUCCCUGGUAAAAACAUCCGCGAAGUCUGAAGAUAAAGGUCCCAUGUCCUUUGAAAAUUCAAGAACACAGCCCAAUACGGAAAUCAAAACACACAAUCGAAGUGAAGUUGAGAGUGAUAUACAGAUAUUAAGAAGAAACAUCUCAUCACUGUAUCAAUAUUCAAAUGGCACAGAUGAAACCCCUGGAGUACAAGCCCAGUAUGAAAUGUUGAAUGACACAGCAGUAAAUGAUACUGUAAAAGAUAUAAAUUCUGAAAACAUAACAAAAAAUUUCAAUUCACAAACUGAUAUAGAGAAGAAGAGUAAUAAAUUAAUCUCUGUAAAAGGAACCGAAUCUACUUCAACUCCACAGUCUUCAAAAAAUAUUCUUAUCUUUGCAAAUACACAUAGCAGGCCGGCACUUUCAACUAACUCUUUGCCUACACCUAAUCAUGUGACCAGAGUUUUGUAUUCAAAUGUAACGAGCAGUUCAAAUAACAAUGGUUCUACUCUUCCCUCCAACACAUCAACACCAGCACUGCCUUCUUAUAUAACAAUAACCACUACACAAUCAACAACCCCAUUUCUUGAUUUAAAUCAAAAUUUAACUGAAGAUAUGAAGUUUGUUGAUCAGGCAGUAAACAAUACAAUGUACACAGUUCCCUCUAAUAGCUCAGAAUACAAUUUGAAAGAUCAGACAAGAAAAUUUCCUGAUGAUGAAACAGUUUACACAAUAAUUCCUGGAAAAUUACACACAGCAUUAAGAUUUCCUCAAAAUGUCUCUUCAUUUACAUUAUCAACAUUAUCUAAAACAAAGAAUAAACUCAAAACGUCUGAAGAUGGCCCAUCAUUUCAUUCAGAGUUCUCAGUAAAAUUGACAACUUCAACAGCCACGCCUCCAUUAUUUUAUUUGUCAGAUGCAAAUAUUAGCACAGAAUCAUUUCCAAGGAAUUUGUCAGUAACAAGUAAAUCAACAGAAUCUGCAAAUGUGAGAGAAAGUACUGAUCAGUCAUCUAAUACUGAAUCUCUACCAAAUUUCCCUCAAGUAUCUCAUGUUCUAGUUCCCACCGUAAACAAUGCAACAUCAUUAGGAACACCAGAACCUGCUUCCAAAUUGUCCAGCUUAAUUUCACCAAUGCAAAUUCCAGAAUCAGUGAUUACAUAUCCAAUACAUAUUGUUCCAUCAACAGAAACCAUAACCUCAAGUGCAACUGUCAGUCCUGUGCUAUCCGUAAAAGCUGUAACCUCAAGCACAAUUAUCAGUACUGUAUCAUCAGUGGGAAAUAUAACCUCAAACAAAACUUCCGGAGUUGUGAAUUCAAUAGAAACUGUAAUAUUAGACCCAAUUAACAAAACUGUAACAUUAUUAGAAACUGUAAUGUCAACAAUAGCUUCCAGUACUAUGCCAUUAGUAGCAACUCCAAACUCAGUUUCUAGUACUGUACCAGAAACUGUAACUCUAGGUACAAUUUCCAAUACUGUACCAGAAAUUGUAACUCUAGGUACAAUUUCCAGUACUGUACCAGAAAUUGUAACUCCAAGUAAAAUUUUCAGUAUUGUAUCAUCAGUGGGAAAUACAACCUCAAACAAAGCUUCCAGAGUUGUGAAUUCAACACAAACUGUAAUCUCAGAGCCAAUUAACAAAACUGUGUCAUUAUUAGAAACUGUAAUGUCAACAAUAGUUUCCAAUACUGAGCCAUUAUCAGCAAAUACAAACUUAAUUUCUAGUACUGUAACAGAAACUGCAACUCCAAGUACAGUUUACAGUAUUGUGCCAUCAAUAGAAACUGUUACUACAAGCACAAUUUCCACACCAUAUUUCAGUACAGUAUCGUCAACCAAUUAUGCACUGGCAACUAAAGAACCCAGAAAAAUAAAUCAAUUUCAAGUUGGCAUCAGUGGUAAAAAUCAAUCUACACACAAAACUGAAGAAUAUAUAAGGACAUCAUUAAAGAAUUUGAGUGCUAAUAGGAACUCCACAUCUUUGAAUGUUACACAUGAGAAAUUGUUUUUCAAAUCUGAGAAACUGACUGACAGACAGAAGAGAGAGGAUCCAUUAACCAUCAUAUUCAAGGGUGAAAUGGAGGUUGCAGAAUGGUUCUUAAUUUUGGACAUGGAAUUCAGAAGAUAUUUUUCAAAAGCUCUUACAGAGUGCAAGAGGCUUCAAGAAAAAUGGAAAAAAACAUUUUCACCAGAAGACAUCUGGUAUGUGUCACCUGGACCUUUUGUCACUGGAGAAAACCUUACCAUCUGCAUACUAGUGAAAAAUCCAGCAGUAGAAGAAGGAAAUAUGUUCAUUUCAGGAAAAUACCUUCAGAAAUGCCUACAAGAAGUAACACCCAAUUUGAACCAAAUGCUGAAUGUGGAAAUCAUCGAUACUGUCAUUAGAAUUACGCUGCCAAAGCAAUACCAGUGCAGCGUUCAGGAGACAAGGACAAAUGACGACAAAAUGAAACUUACAAUUGCGAUGAGUGUGAUAAUAGUAAUAUUCAUGUCUAUUAUUGCUGCUCUCAUGCUUGUCAUAAAAUAUCGGCAACACCACGGACUUUUCGAACCUCCGACUGGACUGUCUUAUAGGCUGCCAUGUCACAAUGACGGCCGACAUCUAGCCACUGAUGAGGACUGUGUUGCUACGGAAGGAAGCAAUGCACAGCCACAGGAAGCGAAACAAGAGAAAGCAAAUGGUUCUACUCCUUCAACUUCGAAGAAUACUGUGAACGUUAAACUGAUCAGCAAAGAGGAACAUGAAAACUAUCGAGUUUGCAUGUACACGAUAGCUUUGUAUUCUUUCUCCAGGAAACUGGAGGUCUGCUCCAGUGAAAUAAGAGACCCACAGAAGAUGAAGAAAUGCAGCAAUAUUGAUGCCAAGGAAGAAAUAUUAAUGGCUCAGCUGCACAAACCACCAUUAAUUUCUGAAGACUGAUGUAAAGAAACCUUUAUCCAUAUCAAGCUUAAAUGAUGUAACUUAAAAAACAUGCGUUAUUUCUAGCAUGUGUGAGCGAGUCUGUUUGUGCAUGGGAAUAUGUGUGUGUUUCUUUCUUUGAGUGUUUUUAUAAACAAUUAUAUUAUAUUUUCUUCAAAGAAUUUAUUUGGGAUAUUGGUGCUGCCAUAAAUAACCUUUUUAACUUGUGGUAGAAGACUGGAAGUUGUAGCUUGUUUGUGAAGAUCUUAUGAGUAACAAAAGAAAUUCUGUUUGUUAGAAACAUACAUUUUAGUUAUUUAUUCAUGCAUAAAAAUUCUAUGAAAGAAUUAAGAUAUUUCAAAUGUAUUUAAUGAAUGUAAUAUAACUGCACAGCAUAUUCAUCGAUGAUCUCACCGUAUGGUCAGUCCCCCCAUCCUGUUGGAACCAUAUGGUACGGAGACCAAUUCCGCGACAAAGCUACUCUAGUUCAAGGUACAUUUUCACACGGCCAUUGUAUGUUAUAGUAACAGCUGCACCUGCACUGUCUCUAGAGAUGUAAGGGCCUAUUAACCCAAAGUACACCAACCCACAUCAAUCACUUUUUCACUGUGAAGAAGAUGUUGGUGUAGCUGAUGUGGAUUUCAACUGCCUAGCAACGAAAAUUCUAUUUACAGAACCCGGUAAAUGAAAAUGUUCUUCGUCCGUCAUGAGGAGAAUGUUAAUCACAUCAUAUUCAUUCAAAAUAUCGAGAAAUUCCUCCAGAAAAAAAUCCUAUGAUUUGUCAUGUCCCGAUCACUUAACUCCUAAAUUACCGCAAUUUUAUAUGGAUAGAAACUGAGAUCAUUGUGCAAAAUUCUGCGGACGAUGCAAUUGGAUUUCUCAAAGAAGUGGCUUGUCUCCUGGCUCCUGAGUCAAGCAUUUCCUGCUGGGAGCUGAGAACUGCAUUCAUAUUCAUCAUUGGACACAGUGCGAAAUCAGCAAUGCCAAUAUGGCUGCUACUAAUUUCAAUUCCUGACAGCUGACAAACUUGAAGGUUAUCUGACACCAUUAAUUUGUUUAAACAUUUCAGGUGUUUUUGUUGAAAUCCUAGUACAAUACAUUCCUUCUUAGAGAUUGAUCAACACAUAAUUAUUGGUCAGUGAACUUGAGUGAAGAACUUGCAUGCAUUUUAAAUGUAUUCUUACCUGUGGAAUGAAUGAUUUAGUUAAUAAAAAUAUAAGUAUAUAAUCUUUAAUUUAA